AUGAACGUGACAAAGCUGGGACUCUACGACCCUCACCUGUCCGCCCAAGCCCACGGCCACGCCCACGGCCACGCCCAUGGGCUGGCUGCAGUCACGGGCGCUCGCCCACACGCCUCUUCCCUCACCUCGUCAGACUCUGACUCCGGCGGAGAAGACGACCGAGAUGAGUCUAGGAAACGCAGAAGGCCCAUGAAUGUCACUUGCGAGGCCUGUAAGCAGAGAAAGGUCAAGUGUGAUCGUGCCCGGCCUUCCUGUGGGUGGUGUUCUCGCAAUGACCAUCCAUGUGAAUACAAAGAGCGGAAGAAGCCUGGGCUUCGAGCAGGCUAUGGCCGUGAGCUCGAAGGCAGGCUCGACCGGCUGGAAUCACUCCUCCAAGAGCAAGGCCGUCAAUUAGCUGCCCACCUGGCCGAGGCCUGUACCAUCUCGUCCGCCGUUUCCAGCAACCCCCAUAUCCCCAAGUCGAGCGCGCAAGGUCAAGGUCUGACGCCUCAGGGUCAAACCGUCGCUUCUUACGAGGCCCAAGCUGUUGCUUUUGACGAAGAGACAGCAUUUCAGCAGCCGACUAUUGACCCGAACCUGCGCUCAUCAGUCUCGGGCCAUGCGUCUUCCCAGUAUGCCUCAGGCCAACAGAACAUCCCCGACCAACAAAUGGCUCCGCCGCAGAGUCAUUAUACGCCCUCUGCGCAUUCACAUGCCCUCCCAUCGCCUCAUUCGGCGACGGGAUACCAGGGCACGCCAGUCUUCCCUGAGCAUUCGACCAUCUUGCCUCCAUAUGACCUGUUGUAUUCGCUGGUCGAUUUGUUUUUCAAGCACAUCAAUACCUGGCUUCCAUUGCUGGACCGGAAAACCACCCUCGACACCCUGUUUGGAUCCUCCUCUCUCGAUGAGGCCGACAGGGUGCUGUUGCAUGGCAUCGUCGCUGCCACCUUGCGCUUCUCCCAGGACCCUCGACUGACCCCCGAAAGCCGCCAGCAUUAUCAUGAUACGUCGAAACAACGAGUGCAACUUUUCGGGUUGGAAAACUCCAAUAUAAGAGCGUUGCAGGCCCUGAUCAUCUUGGCUUUGGAUGUGACUGGUAGCACAAACGGUCCACCCGCGUGGAAUCUGUUGGCCCUAAUCAGCAGGAGUAUGGUACAACUGGGUCUUGCAGCAGAGUCGACUUCGACCCUUGCAUCCCCUAUGUAUCCCUCGAUCGCAACCCUGAGAGCGUCGGUCUUGCCAGAACCCAAGAGCUGGAUCGAAGACGAAGAACGGCGCCGGUUGUUCUGGUCUGUCUACCUCCUCGAUCGUUAUGCCACCAUCGCAACAGCUUUCGAGUUUGCUCUCGAUGAGAAGGAAGUCGACCGCCGACUACCUUGCAGAGACGACCUCUUUGCUGCAAACAAGCCGGUGGAGACCAGGUGGUUUCGACCCCCUGAACGGCCCCGAUACACGACAGGCAUGGCGGAGACUCACGGUCACUUUUCUUACCACUGUGAACUCGUGGCUAUUCUUGGUCACAUCCAUCAAUUCCUCAAGCGACCAAUCGACAUCGGUUCCUUGACGGACGUGGAACAAUGGCAAGGUUCAUACCGUUCUCUGGACAGCGACCUGAACGCCUGGCACUUCAGUUUGCCUGACGAAUUUGCCAACAUCACCCGCCUUCUCAAGUCGAACAUGCCUGCUAAAAAUACCAGCUGUGGCUGGGUCAUGUUGCAUGCCGCCUACUGUUUGGCCGUGAUUCGACUGAAUUCGUCGGCGGCUUACCCCAGCCAGACUUCACCGAUAUUCUCCUCGUCAUACAGCGCCAUGCAGCGAUGUCUGUCAGCGGUCGAGCAUCUACGGCAGUUAUGUCAUUUCGUCAAGCUCAGUGGCCUCUUGGACCGGUGCGGGCCACCCUUUGCGUUUACUGUCUGGGUGGGUGCUCGGGUUAUGCUGGUGCAUGGUUCUACUAUGGACCAUAAGGUGGAUCCGGAUGUUGAUUUUUUUGUGACCACCUUGGCUGAGAUGGGCGUGUAUUACCCUGUUGCAAAGCGAUACAGUGACAUUUUGAGCGCGGUGUUGGGAGAGUACCGGCAGUCGCAACGCACGAGCGGCGUGACGGGGGAGAUGGUGACGCCGUCCACGGUCAAAAUACUCGCCGACAUGCGCCGAUGCGCCUACGAUCUUGACUUUCUGAUAUCUCACCAGGCGCACACGGCCGCGGUCAGAUCAUACCAUCCGACACGGGUGAACACACCGGCCCCCAACGAGCUCGAGUACUUGGAUGUCUUUGAUCUGUUUAACUUUCCUCGUCUACCGAUGACCCAGGAAGGGGUUGAGAACGGUCAUUCCCAAAGCCUCGACCAAGCUGCACCCCAAGAUCUGGCGGCCUUGAAUGCUGCCAUGAUUCCUAAUUUUGCCGUUCCCAACCCCGAAGCCGAUUGGCUUUUCCACACCAACUAA
This is a messenger RNA of Capronia epimyces CBS 606.96, 2424 nucleotides long. RefSeq lists its product as uncharacterized. Gene Ontology annotation, molecular function: DNA binding; DNA-binding transcription factor activity, RNA polymerase II-specific; zinc ion binding. The record is from RefSeq and is a predicted model, not a curated record. Gene Ontology annotation, biological process: DNA-templated transcription; regulation of DNA-templated transcription. The coding region runs from base 1 to 2424 and encodes 807 amino acids. Gene Ontology annotation, cellular component: nucleus. NCBI's taxonomy places the organism in Eukaryota, Fungi, Ascomycota, Eurotiomycetes, Chaetothyriales, Herpotrichiellaceae. The transcript has 4 exons.